Molecule: messenger RNA, 1227 nt
Organism: Phyllostomus discolor (pale spear-nosed bat)
Lineage: Eukaryota; Metazoa; Chordata; Mammalia; Chiroptera; Phyllostomidae
Gene: INO80B
Product: INO80 complex subunit B
Exons: 5
Coding region: 77-1147 (356 amino acids)
Biological process (GO): chromatin remodeling
Cellular component (GO): Ino80 complex
Source: RefSeq, a predicted model, not a curated record
ACUUCUUCCGCAGGGCGGAAAAGGCAUGUCUGCUUGCGCCCCAACCGUUUCUAGCCACCUUUCCUAGCAGGAAUCCAUGAGUAAGCUGUGGCGGCGCGGGAGCACCUCUGGGGCUAUGGAGGCCCCUGAGCCGGGGGAAGCACUAGAGUUGAGUCUGGCGGGUGCCCACGGCCACGGAGUACACAAGAAGAAGCACAAGAAGCACAAAAAGAAACACAAGAAAAAACACCAUCAGGAAGAGGAACCUGGGCCCACGCAGCCAUCUCCUGCCAAACCCCAGCUCAAACUCAAAAUCAAGCUGGGCGGCCAGGUCUUGGGCACCAAGAGUGUUCCCACUUUCACUGUGAUCCCUGAGGGAACUCGGUCACCCUCUCCCCUUAUGGUUGUGGACAAUGAAGAGGAACCUAUGGAAGGGGUCCCCCUUGAGCAGUACCGAGCCUGGCUAGAUGAAGACAGUAAUUUGUCCCCCUCCCCACUUCGAGACCUGUCGGGGGACUUAGGGGGUCAGGAGGAAGAGGAGGAACAGAGGUGGCUGGAUGCCCUGGAGAAAGGGGAGCUGGAUGACAAUGGAGAUCUCAAGAAGGAGAUCAAUGAACGGCUGCUCACUGCUCGACAGCGAGCUCUGCUUCAGAAGGCGCAGAGUCAGCCUUCCCCGAUGUUGCCAUUGCCCGUGCCUGGGGUCUGUCCUGCCCCUCCCCUCACCGAGGAAAUGCUGUUGAAGCGCGAGGAGAGAGCGCGUAAGAGGCGGUUGCAGGCAGCUCGGAGGGCAGAAGAGCACAAGAACCAGACUAUAGAGCGCCUCACCAAGACUGCAGCGCCCAGUGGGCGCGGAGGACGGGGAGCUGCAAGGGGGGAGCGGCGAGGAGGGCGGGCUGCGGUCCCAACCCCCAUGGUGCGCUACUGCAGCGGGGCACAGGGUUCCACCCUUUCCUUCCCACCUGGCAUCCCCACCCCAGUACCAGUGUCUCAGAGGCCACCUCCAUCUGGCCCCGCUCUGCGAUGCUCAGUACCUGGCUGCCCACACCCGCGCCGCUACGCCUGCUCCCGCACAGGCCAGGCGCUCUGCAGCCUUCAGUGCUACCGCAUCAAUUUGCAGAUGCGGCUGGGGGGACCCGAAGGCCCUGGGUCUCCCCUUUUGGCUACUUAAAACCCUUAACCUGGAUUCUGCGCCCUCUCCCCUGCCCAGAUUGUCUUCCCCACCCUAUUAAAUUUCAUCCAGUUACUCGA